Molecule: messenger RNA, 993 nt
Organism: Rotaria sp. Silwood2
Lineage: Eukaryota; Metazoa; Rotifera; Eurotatoria; Philodinida; Philodinidae
Source: the annotation of a GenBank genome assembly
AUGACAAAAGAAGAAUCACCUGUUUUUCAAGAUAUACUUUUUAACUCAACUGCUAUGAUAUCCGAUAAUAAUGAAGAUAGUCUGUUUCCUUUCGAUAUUACCGAUAUUAAUAUUGCAUUUGAUUUUAAUCAAUUUUUGUCUUCAUUUGAUAUAUGCUCUUUGAAUUAUUCAACAGAAGAUGAAGAAGAAAAAUCAACAUGUAUUGAUCAAUUUCUAUUGAAUACAAACAUUGAUAUUCCACAAAUAAUUUCUGUUCCAUCAUCGACUAUACCCGUUUAUACUAAUCAACAGCAAAAUACUGUGUCAUAUGAUUCUCCAUUGAUAGAUUUGAAAUAUUUUAAUAUAUCACUUUCAUUUAUUAAUCCUCCAGAAUCUGUUUAUCAUGUGCGUUAUUUAAGCGAAAUUAUGAAUUCACCAAUCGAUGGAAACUUAGUCAAUGCAAAGAAAAUAACAAAGAAACAUCUAUCAGGACGAUAUAUCAAAGGAAUACGUGGUCGAUAUGUUACUAUUGCACUUCCAACAAUUCUAUCAGAUAAUUCUAAUCUUUUCGUACGUGUUACUCGUCUUACUGUGCCUUAUCAAGAUAUAUCAUUUAUUCAUCCAUAUCCUCUUCUAUAUUCAUGUACAAAGAAAAAAAUAAAUUCUGAUAUCAUUAUUCAAGGCUCAUCAAUCUAUUUUAAAAUAAAUAAAGAGGAGAUUUGUUCUCGUUCAAAACACUUUCCUCAUUUAAUUCUUACACGUCUUAAGCAAUGUCAUCUUAAACAUAUUAACACUUUAUAUUCAUUUGAUAACAAUGAUGACAUGUCUUAUCCAUUCAUUGGAAAUAAUGUUAAAAGCAAAAUUGCAAAUUAUCAAUUAAAAAAAUCUCAACUUGAUUUUCGUUUAGUAAUUAGAUGUGAACAAACAGGUGAAUUUUUUAAUACAAAUAUUUUUUGUCGAUCAAAUCCAUUACUUGAAGAAGAAGGUAUUGAAUUGAAAAAAUCAUUAACAUGA